UUAAACCCUAAACUCUUUCUUUCUUCAAGAGAAGGGAGGACCGACGAAGAAGAAGACAACUAACUUCUCCGUCGUCAUCCGCAGGCAAUCAAUCGGAACGCCAUUAACUUACUCCAGUAUCCAUCUGAUGUUGUAGUGUAGCUCCGACCGCCGUAAUUCUAAGUUUUUUUUCCGAUCGUUUGCUCCUACCUCAGUUUCUUUCAGAGAGAUUUAUUGAAGCUUAAGGAGUUGUGCUCCAUUUACAAGUGUCAUAUUCACAAACUGACAAGUGAUAGAGGGGAAAGAAAAGAACUGCCAAAAUGGAAACAAAUUCAUCAAGCAUAAUCAUACCAGAAGACUGGGCCAAUGCUGCUGACACGAUAAUUGAUGAUUCUGCCACGUCUUCUCCUCCAAUUGCAUUAAUAUGCGGCGCUAAAAAUAGUGGCAAGACCACUUUCUCCCGCCACCUGGUGAACAUUCUCCUUCAGAGGUAUAAGAAAGUAGCUUAUUUGGACACAGAUGUUGGCCAAACAGAAUUUACCCCCCCUGGAUUUCUCUCACUUACUGUAAUUGACAAAAUUACUCCAGAUCUGAUGGUCCCUUGCUUGAAAACUCCAGAUAAAUGUUACUUCUUUGGUGAUAUUUCCUCCAAACGGGAUCCAAAUAUGUACUUGAAAUAUAUCUUUGCCUUGUAUGAUUACUAUCGGAAGGUUUAUUGUGUUGGUAGCACCGAUGGGAACCAUAGAAACAUUGGGGUGCCUCUGGUUGUCAAUACACCUGGCUGGGUAAAAGGUAUCGGUUAUGACUUGUUGGUGGAUAUAUUGAAAUACAUUUGUCCAACUCAUGUGGUUAAGAUUUGUAUCUCUGCCGAGAGUAAAAACCUUCCGCCUGGAGAAUUCUGGUUAGAUGGGGGAUAUGAUCCUGAAGUCACCCUCAUUGAAGUCAAAUCUGCUCGCCAGGAUUCCUUACAAAGAUCGGUACUUAUACAAAAGGAUGCACACCAUCUCAGGGAAUUAAGAAUAAUGGCUUACUUCAGACAAUGCUUUCCGAAUGAUUCACCUAUGAACACUAUCAAGGAACUUGCCCGUGCAUUGGCAGCGCAUUCCCCUUAUGAAAUUUCUUUAUCAGAUAUCAAGAUUAAAUAUCUCCACUGUCAGAUUCCAAAUGCAGAAUCUUUCUACAAUUUGAAUGCUAGCAUUGUAGGCUUGGCUGUCAGUCCUGAUGUUGCAGAGCAGUUGCCUCAGUGCGUUGGUCUGGGAAUUGUCAGAAGCAUUGAUACUUCCAGACGUUUGCUGUACAUAAUUACUCCUGUUCUGCCCAAUAUUUUGGAGAAAGUUGAUCUUCUACUUCAGGGACAUAUUCAGAUUCCUACUUGUUUGUUACAGGUAAAGGGCUGCAUCUCACCUUACAUGUCGGCAAAUGUUCUUCCCAUUGAUUAACAAGUACAUAUUUCUUUUAAAUGGUCAUAAAGGCCCGGACCCAUGAUUUUGUAGUCUUGAGCUUUGCGCUCUACCCUAAGCUAAACAAGCCUUCUAAUUAACAAGUAUAUUAUAUAUUGUGUUUAUCUAUUCUUAAUUUACCUUUAAUUAUUUGGUGAUGCAAUUUAUCUUAUUAAAUUCAUUUUUGAUUGACUAGGCUUGAUUGAGUCUCUAAUUUGAAA
This is a messenger RNA of Impatiens glandulifera, 1639 nucleotides long. Its product is annotated as polynucleotide 5'-hydroxyl-kinase NOL9. The record is from RefSeq and is a predicted model, not a curated record. Gene Ontology annotation, cellular component: nucleus. The transcript has 10 exons. Bases 300 to 1418 code for a protein of 372 amino acids. Gene Ontology annotation, molecular function: polynucleotide 5'-hydroxyl-kinase activity. NCBI's taxonomy places the organism in Eukaryota, Viridiplantae, Streptophyta, Magnoliopsida, Ericales, Balsaminaceae. Gene Ontology annotation, biological process: cleavage in ITS2 between 5.8S rRNA and LSU-rRNA of tricistronic rRNA transcript (SSU-rRNA, 5.8S rRNA, LSU-rRNA).